This is a messenger RNA of Caenorhabditis remanei, 1008 nucleotides long. RefSeq lists its product as uncharacterized. Lineage: Eukaryota; Metazoa; Nematoda; Chromadorea; Rhabditida; Rhabditidae. Gene Ontology annotation, biological process: embryo development. The record is from RefSeq and is a predicted model, not a curated record. The transcript is spliced from 4 exons. The coding region runs from base 1 to 1008 and encodes 335 amino acids. Gene Ontology annotation, molecular function: protein binding.
AUGUCUUUCAUCCCGUUAUUCAAGCUCCCAGUAUUAUGCAUUAAUAACAUAUUAAGCAACAUGGAUACCAUUUCCCUUGUCAGCUUAUCAUUAAUAUCAAAAAGAUCCAAGCGACUUGUGAGAACAACUAAAACAUCUUUAACUGGAUUCAACAUUGAAAUCAAGAAUGAUGUGACUCAAGUUCAAUUUGUAACAUCCGAAAAAGAAGAUGCGGGAAAUUGGUUUUUCAAAAUAGAGGAAAAGGAAUGUAUUGAUGACCAAGUGAUGGAAAUGAGUUUUAAAGACGACACCAUCCACUCAUAUCAUUCUCCGAACGAUAUUCAGCAAUCAGUGAAACUUGGAGUAGAAUAUCUCAGAGAUUUAUUCAAAAAGCCUGUGAUUAAAGUAUAUCUUUUUCCAAAUGCUUUUAAAGCAUCCAAACGUCCAUUUUAUGUAGGAUUCAAUGAAUGUGACAAUCUUUUCAUCGAGGGAGAGAAGGAAAUAAAAAAUGAAGAUCUGAAAUCAAUACUAGAGACUUUGCAAGUCAAAACUCGAUUGAUCCUGAAUAUUCCAGUGAAUUCAUCAUUCGAAUGCAACACAAAUCUUCUCGAAUUCAAACGACUUACUUGUUCAUAUAAAGUGAUUAGUAGUCGAUGGAUAACCAGAGAAGUGCUGAUGAGUCUGAAAUGUACUCAUAUGCAAUUCCAUCACACUCUUCUGGAAGCAGACGAUAUUAUGUCAUUCUUCGAGAGAUGGUAUCACUCUGAUGAUACACAAUUCACUAUAUUGCUUGUAAAAACAGAUAAAUCGUUUGCUGGAAUGAACUUGGACAGGUUCAAUCCAACCCAAUGGAAUCCCGAGCAACGAGGUCCCAAGUUCUUAUAUUCCUCAGAUAUCGCUUUUGAGUGUACCGCUGGAGUGGAUAUAAUGAGAAAAGAUAGUUUACUGUGUACUGUGGACAACAGGAUCAAUGUCCUUAUUUUCGCUGUCUGGCACAAUCGAUUCCCUGAUGUUUCUGGGGUGUCGUGA